Messenger RNA from Phoenix dactylifera (date palm), 1772 nucleotides. The record is from RefSeq and is a predicted model, not a curated record. NCBI's taxonomy places the organism in Eukaryota, Viridiplantae, Streptophyta, Magnoliopsida, Arecales, Arecaceae.
GGCCAGACCCAGCUCUGCUCUACUUCUGUCCUCCCCUGCUUCUCUCUCUCUCUCUCUCUCUCUCUCUCUCUCUCCUCCGCCUCCGGCCUUCUCCUCCUUUUCCUCCUCCUCCACUUCCGUUUAUCCCCACCGGAUCUCCACUAUCCCAGACAUCUCCGGGCCAGGGCAAGAAUAACAGUGACAAUGCGGCUUCUCUUAUCCCUUGGCCUCCUCCUCUCCCUCCUCUUCCUCUCCGGCUACAUUCAGGUGUCCCUCGGACACAACAUCACCGAGAUCCUCGCGGAGCACCCAGAGUUCUCGACCUUCAACAACUACCUCACUGCCACCCACCUUGCCGGCGAGAUCAACCGCCGGAAGACCAUCACCGUCCUCGCCGUCAGCAACGCCGGCAUGGCCCCCCUCCUCGCCAAGCACCUCACUGUCUACGCCCUCAAGAACGUUCUCUCCCUCCAUGUCCUCGUCGACUACUUCGGCGCCAAGAAUCUCCACCAGCUUAACGGCGGCACAGCAGCCUCCUCCUCCCUCUUCCAGGCCACCGGCACCGCCCCUGGCACCACCGGCUUCGUCAACAUCACCAACCACCGCGCCGGCCGCGUAUCCUUCUCCGCCGAGGACGUCGCCGACUCCGCCCCGGUCAACUUCGUCAAGUCCAUCGAAGAAAUCUCCUACGACCUCGCCGUCAUCGAGAUCAGCUCCGUCCUCUCGUCGCCGGAGGCGGAGGCCCCCACGCCGGCGCCCGCCCAGGUGAACCUCACCACCCUCAUGUCCAAAAAGGGCUGCAAGACCUUCGCCGAUCUACUCGUUGCCACGGGCGACGCCGAGAUGACCUUCGAGAGCAACGUCGGCGGAGGAUUGACGGUAUUCUGCCCGAUCGACCGGGCGAUGAAGGCUUUCAUGCCCAAGUUCAAGAACCUCACCGCCGACGGCAAGCUCUCGGUGCUCCUCUACCACGGGAUCCCGGUCUACAACUCGAUCCAGAUGCUCAAAUCCAACAACGGAGUCGUCAAUACGCUGGCCACGGACGGGACGGCGAAGAACUACAACUUUACGGUCCAGAACGACGGCGAGGUGGUGACGCUGAAGACGACGGUGAUGGUGGCCACGAUCACGGGUACGCUGAUCGACGAGGACCCGCUGGCGGUGUACAUGAUCGACGCGGUGCUCGAGCCGCGGGAGCUGUUCAAACCGGAGAAGGCGAAAGCGCCUGCGCCUGCGCCGGCGGCCGAGGCGGAGGCGCCUACCAAGUCAAGGAAGCGCCACCACGCGUCGCCGCCCGCACCGGCGGGGCCGGAGGAGGCGCCGGCGGGUGAUGAGAAGGCCGCGAAUGAUGAGAACGCCGCCGGCGGCAGGGCUUGCGCCGAGCCAUGGGUCGCGGCGGCCACGGCGGUAGCGGUUGCGGCCGUUAUGGUGGCCUAGUUUUUAAUUUUUAUUAAAAAAAACUUUAUUCUCCUUCUGAAUUUGAUCGGGAGGGAAUAAGAGAGCGAUCUCUGGUGUUUUUUACCUUUUCGGUUUAUUUGUAUUGUAAUUUUUACUUUUUUUUCUUUUUUAAGUGUCUUCUUGCUAGUUUUGGUAUUGUUUGGAUUGUCCAAAACUCCAAAUUGAUGGAUCUCUUUUCUUUCUUUUUUUAUGAAAAUCAUUUGUGAUUAUGAGUGUUGCUAUUAAGGAUGAAAGAGUGCAAGGAUUGUGUUAAUGUAGUGGUGGCUUUUGUUGUUCCAAAAUUGUUGCUUUCAACUUUAUAGAAAAUGCAACAAAAAGGUUAUUUUUGUUUAGGA